UUUUCUGAUGAGAGCUUCCUUUUGGCAAUCCCCCCGAGCACGUAGGACCUGGUAGAAUCAGACCAUCCUUCAAGGUCCGUUUUCUCUCACCCUUGAGCCGCGGCGCCAGCAAAAUUCAUUCUCGAGGCACGUUAGAAGGUUCACAUACCCGCGAAACGCGUACAACCAAGACACGUCUGAUUCCUCGAACAAAUCGAACCCCUUCCCCGCCAUGUACCGAACCGCGAGGCCGAUGCUCGCCUUCGGCACGGCCGCCGCUGCCGUACGACCCCGGGCCUUCCCCAGAGUUCAGCCGACAGCGAAGAGGAUAGCGGCCGCCCCGGGUGCCGUGGCCACGAGGAGCUACGCAGGAAAGGCGAACCCGGCGGACCUGCGCCUGAGCUCGCGCCUGAACAAGCAGUUCGCCCUGAAGGAUGCCAGCUACUCCGCCAGCGAGAUGGAUAAGUCCAUGUCCAUGGCGCACAUCAUGCUCCCAGGAACCUUCGUCCCCGUCCCCUUCUCCCAGUUGGAUAAGUCCCCGAAAGCCCUUUGGGAAUACACCUUGGCCCGCAUCAAGCAGCGGGCCAAGGACUUCGCCACUGUCCUCGGCGCAAAGAUCUCGUCGAUGCCCACCUGGACCACCCGUCCGCGCGCCCAGCUGAACCGCACGAAAAUCGUCCCCGAGGCCAAGGCCCUGCACCAGCGCCUUGGUGAGGCCAUCGCCGCAGGCGACAAGAACACCCUCCGCGAGAUCUGCACGCCACGCCUCUUCGAGACCCUGUCGGCCACCGUCUCGCGCCGCCGGGCCGACGAGAAGGUCACUUGGGAGCUGCUGCGGUACAUUGGCCGGCCUCGCGUCGUGAGCCACAAGGUCGCCGUUAUGCCGCCUAUCGGCAAGGGCCCCGUCAUCCAGCAGGUCGUUGUGGCCAUCAGCAGCGCGCAGAGGCUGGGCAAGGUCGACAAGAAAACCGGGAAGGAGAUCAAGGACGGCCUGCGCGUGCAGAACCAGACCGAGUACGUCGUCUUGAGCAGACAGUUCGACCCCAAGACGUGGAAGCCCAAGAAGUGGGUUGUGUGGGGCAACACCAAGCCGACGACGCUGAAGGACUGGAGGUUGGAGGAGAAGGGCAUGCAGCAGAUGGAGCAGAAGGACUUUGCCAAGAGACGGGGAGGUAAGGCAUAAGUGGCAGUUGCGACGGCAGGAUGGAGACACGUAUGCGAGUGUCUUUGUGUGUAUGAGGAGUAAAAACAUGUAAUGAGUGUAUUGUACGUGUUUGAUUAACUGGCAGGAAAACUGGCCUGAUUGCAUUAGGAGCAAAAAGACUCUCCAACCCCAAAAUGUAUAAAAAAUCAAAAUCUUCCCCCCCCCCCCCCCCCC
Molecule: messenger RNA, 1357 nt
Organism: Colletotrichum destructivum
Lineage: Eukaryota; Fungi; Ascomycota; Sordariomycetes; Glomerellales; Glomerellaceae
Product: Putative inner membrane mitoribosome receptor Mba1
Exons: 2
Coding region: 212-1162 (316 amino acids)
Biological process (GO): protein insertion into mitochondrial inner membrane from matrix
Cellular component (GO): mitochondrion; mitochondrial inner membrane
Source: RefSeq, a predicted model, not a curated record